CUUCUCUACUCUUUCAUAGAAGAAGAAAACCUAAUUUAUAUUACUGUCAUUCUGUUCAGCAUGCAUUUUGACACAUCUACCAGAAAUGAGAGACUAACAGGCAGUAUUCUCCACUGUGACUGCCUGAAGGACGAUGGUGUUACAUGGAACAAGAAUCGGACAGUAGACCUUGAUGAGCUUAUUGGAGACUAUGACGGAUAUUUCGACUACAAGUCUACACAUUAUUACGAGAAGUCAAAAGACGAAUCUCUUAUUCGCGAACGUGAUGAUGAGGGUGUUGAAGCCAUAAAACUGACAGCACAGCUGUUAAAGAAUGAUAACACAUACCGCGAACGGCAAGGUGUAUUUCUUCACGAUCGCGUCUUAAACGAGAAUGGCACACUCCUACCUAGGUAGCGGCAGACAACUAAGAGUCAUUCUCUUUCCUUUGUGUCCUUGGCAUUUUGUUGAGUUGUUCGUAUCGUUUAUGCCAUACUAUCCUGGUAUGGGUUUUUUCCCCCGUUUUGCGGGGUUUUUCCCCAUACCUGAAUGCAAAUGCAGGGAUUGUAUAAUUCACGUGCUGGUUUAUUAUUCCUUGUCUGGUAGGCUGAAUCGUAGUCAAGUAAUACGAUUUUACAAUUACAGAUUUCUCAUUUGACGAAAAAGAGGUGG
This is a messenger RNA of Aspergillus caelatus, 651 nucleotides long. RefSeq names its product CVNH domain-containing protein. Bases 61 to 396 code for a protein of 111 amino acids. The record is from RefSeq and is a predicted model, not a curated record. The transcript has 2 exons. NCBI's taxonomy places the organism in Eukaryota, Fungi, Ascomycota, Eurotiomycetes, Eurotiales, Aspergillaceae.